Chlamydomonas reinhardtii is the source of this 1999-nucleotide messenger RNA. RefSeq lists its product as uncharacterized. Gene Ontology annotation, molecular function: RNA binding. The transcript is spliced from 6 exons. The coding region runs from base 236 to 1294 and encodes 352 amino acids. Lineage: Eukaryota; Viridiplantae; Chlorophyta; Chlorophyceae; Chlamydomonadales; Chlamydomonadaceae. The record is from RefSeq and is a predicted model, not a curated record.
GAAAUGCUCACCUGCGUCAAAGACUCUCAAAUUCAAAGACUCUGACCAUCUUCUUCUUGCGCUUUCGCACACGCCUAGUCGAUAAGCCUCUGUGCUUCAACCAACGGAUGUCAAUGGACAGGACGUAGGCUGGCCUGCGACAAGCUUUCCAGCUAAAAGAGGGCCACACGGGUCUUGAGCUGGUCGCUGGGCGUGUUGGAGUGGCCCAGCCUGCGGUCGUGCGUCGGGAGGCGGGAUGGCGUCCUACACGCAAGAGGACUCUUCAACAGAGGGGAGGACUGUCUACGCGAAACCCUUCCCGAAAUCCACGACGGAAGAGUUUGUGCGGGACGUCUUUGGCGCGUUCGGCAGCAUCUUGCGUGUAAAACUCCGGCGGGAAGCGGUGACAAACAGCUUUCGGGGCUCGGUGUAUGUGGAGUAUGCAGAGCCCAGCGCGGCUGCGGCGGUGGUGGCCAACCCGCCGCAGCAGCGGCACUCGUCCUCGACCUCAUCCGCCGCCUCACCAGGGAGAUACGUAGUCAUGAUGCGGUCAGAGUACGAGCGAAAGCGCACCUCGGGCGGCAAGGCCAGCGGUGACGGCGUGGGUGGCGGGAGUGGCAGCGGCACUGCAUCGGGCAGCAAGCGGCAGCGGCGGGAGACGCCCGGGACAGGUGCAGGCGGCGGCACGUCUCAGGGCGGGGUAGGCGGCGCGAGCUCGAGCGGGCAGCGGGACCAACGGCAGCCGACCGGGACGCCGUUGCCACCGCCGCCGCCGCCUCCACCACUACCGCCGCACAUGCAGCAGCAGGCGGUGCUGUUCACGCCAGGGGCACCGGCGGCCGGGGCUGACGCGGCGGCGGUGGCGCAGUGGCGGAAGCUGGCAGAGGAGCGGGAGUCCACCAUCCGAUCUCUGGAGGAGAGCAUCCGCAAGGAGAAGGACGAAAAGGAGCGGAUGCAGCAGCGGCUGUCAGAGGCCCAGCAACGCGCCGCCGACGCGGUGGCACGGGAGGUGGCGGCCAGCAAGCAGCUGCUGGCCAAGGAGGCGGAGGUGGGCGCGCUCAAGGGGGAGAUCAGCAUGCUGCGGACACAGGGCGCAGCGCAGCUGGAGCGCGCCAACGUGGCACACAAGGCGCGUGUAACGGAGCUGGAGGUGCAAAUGCAGAAGCUCAAGGAUGCACUGCUGGAGAAGGAGCGAGGCGAGCGCGAGGCGCAGCGGCGGGAGAAGGCGGAGAAGGAGAAGGAGCGGGAGAAGGAGAAGGAGAAGGAGGGCAGCAACGGCAAGGCGGUCGGUGACGACUUGCUGGAUGACCUGUAGUGACUUGUUGGUCGGUGUUGCCGUGUGGCCUACCUAUGACAUUGAACUUUUGCUUGGACGGAACUGGGGGAAUGGGAGUCAUGUUCGAAACGGGCAUUUCAAUGGAGUAUUCAGCGCCGUGCGAGGCGCGUAGCUCCCGCUGCGAAGCGCUGUUCUUUGAAGCGAUGUUUCCGCAAGCAUGGCAAUUUGUAUGCCGGUUGAGAAGUUACUUCGGGCUGUGAGUUGGGUGCGCAUAUGACACGCGGGGACGUUAAGCGCAGCCAUUGCGCUUUUGAUGGGUGGCCGCCUCGUCCCGUCAUGUGCAACCUCCAACACGUGCUUUUGCUCGCGCAAGGAGACGCGGCACCGGGCCAUCGGCCAAAGCCACGGGCGGUCCGCGCUUGGAGCCGCAAGCCGGACUGAUUCAGCGUGCGGGCAGGGUCCUGUGAGCGGCAGGGUAGGAAGGUGUUGGUAUGUAUGCUAAAGGUGAAAUUGGAGAGAUGAGAUGCUCACAACGAGAUGCCUGAUGAGAUACACAUGGUGAGGUGCUCUCUACAGUGCACAACUGGCGUGAUACCGCUGGUAGCGGUCGGCUAGCAGACUUGCUCUGUUGGGCUGUGUGGGUCCCACACGCGGCAGGGAAGUAGGGCAGGAGGGCAUCCCAGUGUGGCCAGCCAUGGCCCGUGGGGUGCAACCCAGCCAGCCCUGCUGUAAAACGGCACGACC